Molecule: messenger RNA, 1776 nt
Organism: Anas platyrhynchos (mallard)
Lineage: Eukaryota; Metazoa; Chordata; Aves; Anseriformes; Anatidae
Gene: POU3F2
Product: POU class 3 homeobox 2
Biological process (GO): regulation of transcription by RNA polymerase II; brain development
Cellular component (GO): nucleus
Molecular function (GO): RNA polymerase II cis-regulatory region sequence-specific DNA binding; DNA-binding transcription factor activity, RNA polymerase II-specific
Source: RefSeq, a predicted model, not a curated record
GUGCCUUCGCAGUGGGCCCCGCCGCCGCGCGGGCCGGGGGGGCGCGGGCGCCGCGCGGCGCCCGAGGCGCAAAAGUAGCUGUCAAAUGCGCGGCGCCUGUCCCCGGCGCGCUCAGUGCGGCGCGGCGAGUCAUGGCGACCGCAGCCUCCAACCACUACAGCCUGCUCGCCUCCGGCUCGCCCAUGGUGCACGCCGAGCCGCCCGGCGGCAUGCAGCCCGGCGGCGGCUACCGCGACGCGGGCGCGCUGGUGCAGGCGGACUACGCGCUGCAGAGCAACGGGCACCCGCUGAGCCACGCUCACCAGUGGAUCGCCGCGCUGUCCCACGGCGGCCCCGGCGGGCCCGGCGGCGGGGGCGGCGGCGGCGGCGGCCCCGGCGGAGGCGGCGGGGGAGGCGGCGGCGGCGGCGGCGAGGCGCCGUGGGCGGCGGGCGCGCUGGGCCAGCCCGACAUCAAGCCGGCCGUGGUGCAGCCGGGCGGGCGCGGCGACGAGCUGCAGCCGCCGCCGCCGCCGCCGCAGCACCCGCCGCCGGGCCGGGCGCCGCACCUGGUGCACCACGGCGGCGGCGGCGGCGGCGGCGCCGGGCACCACGCGGCGGCCGCGGCGGCGGCGGCGGCGGCGGCGGCGGCGGCGGCGUGGCGGGCGGGCGGCGCGGCGCACCUGCCGCCCGGCAUGGCCGCGGCCAACGGCGGGCAGGCGGCGGGGCUGCUGUACUCGCAGCCGCCCGGCUUCACCGUCAACGGCAUGCUGGGCGCCGCGCAGCCCGCCCUGCACCACCACGGGCUCCGCGACGCGCACGACGAGCCCCCCGGGCCGCCCCCCGGGCCCCCCGGGCCGCCGCACCACGGCGCCGAGCACGGGGGGCCGCCCCCGCCGCCGCCGCCGCCGCCCCACGGCCCGCACCCGGGCGCCGCCGGGCCGCCGCCGCCGCCCGCCGCGCCCCCCGGGGCGCCGCACCACGAGGCGCACUCGGACGAGGACACGCCGACGUCGGACGACCUGGAGCAGUUCGCCAAGCAGUUCAAGCAGCGGCGGAUAAAGCUGGGAUUUACCCAAGCGGACGUGGGGCUGGCGCUGGGCACGCUGUACGGCAACGUCUUCUCGCAGACCACCAUCUGCCGCUUCGAGGCCCUGCAGCUGAGCUUCAAGAACAUGUGCAAGCUGAAGCCUUUGUUGAACAAGUGGUUGGAGGAGGCGGACUCCUCCUCGGGCAGCCCCACCAGCAUAGACAAGAUCGCGGCGCAGGGCCGCAAGCGGAAAAAGCGCACCUCCAUCGAGGUGAGCGUCAAGGGCGCGCUGGAGAGCCACUUCCUCAAGUGCCCCAAGCCCUCGGCCCAGGAGAUCACCUCGCUGGCGGACAGCCUACAGCUGGAGAAGGAGGUGGUGAGAGUGUGGUUUUGUAACAGGAGACAGAAAGAGAAGCGCAUGACGCCCCCGGGAGGGACGCUGCCGGGCGCCGAGGACGUGUACGGGGCCAGCAGGGACACGCCGCCGCACCACGGGGUGCAGACCCCCGUGCAGUGAACUCGCGGCGGGGGCGCCCGGCCCCUCCUGCUCCUCCUCCUCCUCCUCUCCUCCUCCUCGUCCUCCUCCUCCUCUCCUCCUCCUCCUCUUCCUCUCCUCCUCCUCUCCAUCCUCCCCCCCAACUUUUGAUCGUCCUCCUUAUCUUAUUAUUAUUUUUUUUUAAUUUGCUCCCGUCUUUCAAAAAAAAAAAAAAAACGCGCAAAAAAAAAUAAGAAAAAAAAAAUAACAAAACGAAACAAAACAAAAAAAAAAA